AUGGUGGGCCCAACACCGCAGAUUGAAUCAGCUGCUGCACCACCACCACCACAGACAGCGACAGCAUCAGCUGAAGAAGAAGCGAUUAAGAGAAACACAGAUUGCGUUUACUUUCUCGCUUCUCCUUUAACUUGCAAAAAGGGAAGUGAGUGCGAGUAUCGCCACAGUGACGUUGCAAGGGUAAACCCAAGGGACUGUUGGUUCUGGUUACAUGGUAAUUGCCUGAAUCCCAAGUGUGGGUUUCGUCAUCCGCCGCUGGAUGGACUGCUGGGGACACAAGCUCCAACUUCUGCUCCAUCUGCUGUACCUCCAUUGCAGACUGCCUCUACACCUUCUCAUGUUCCAAAUGCCUCGGGUAAACAAGGGGUGCCCUGCAUAUUCUUCCAGAAAGGAUACUGUUUAAAAGGUGACUGGUGUCCAUUUUUGCACGCACCGAAUUCUGUGAGUAACAAAAAUACACAGGCGUCAGGAAUGUCUACUGCUGAGCCUGCAUCUUUUCAGAAUACUUUUGGUGGACCUGAAAAGUGGACACAAGGAAAGAAAGUCCCAUCUAAAACUGUAGAAAAAUCUGGUGAGUUACCUUUACAUACAAAACCAACUAUGAAAGUGGAACCUGCUCCACCGAGGAAUGAAUUUGCUGUAGGCAAAAAGACACUAACGACAUUGGAGAUGAAUGAAGAGUUUUCCAGCUACAUACCAACAAGUAUAUCACCUUUUAAUAAUGGAAAGCAAACCAGCAGGACUAUCUCUGUUAAGCAGUCUCAUCCGUUGGAUGAACAUGUUAGUAUGAACAGUAAGGAUGCAGAAGAAAUUUCGAGAGAGCCUUCCCCUGGUUUUGAUGUUCUCGUGGAUGAUGAACUAAGAGAUUCUGAUUACUAUCCCGGUGAAGAUCACUAUGGAAUGACUGGGGAUCACGAAGGUAGGAAUGAAUAUGACAUUGGCCAUACUGCUGAUUACAAUUCAAUCGUUGAUGUUGACCAUGAUAUGUAUCGUGAUCCUCGUGGUUAUGACUCAUAUGAGCCCCUUCAAGGUCAAUAUGCCUGGGAGCAGCACAGGGCUUCAUCUGAGAGGAUGUCAGGAGGGUCUGCUUACCAGAAAAGGAGACAUGCUAGAGUCGGUAGCCCUGAUCCAGUUAGUGAAGCAGAUCUAAGGAAUCAUUUAUCAAAGCACAGAAGAGGUAAUGGUUUGAGGUCUGUCAUCAGUCAAGAAUAUGCACGUGACAGACACGAGGAUCAAGGAUACAAGGUUACAAGUAGGGACACACAGUAUUUACCCCCACAGGAAAGUUCUCUUAGCAGUCGCCUUCGUGGAAGAAUAAAGCUUCCAGGGAGAUCUUCUCCUUUAGAUGGAAGGGACUUGCAUGGUGAUAGGGACAUAAAUAGAGGACCAGAUCAUGGUAGAUCAUCUUAUGGAAGGACUCAACAGUCCUCUCACCAUGGAAGGCUUGGAGACAGAGUAAAGGGGAAGGAGGAAGAUGAUUUUAAUACUAGUGGGAAGAAUAAUAGAGGUGUGAACUUUAGAAGAGAAAUGAAGGGUGACAAUAUUACUGACUUUGCUCGUCCAAAAAGUCUUGCAGAGCUUAAAAGCAAGAAAAAUGGUGAGACUAGCGAGCAGCAAUCACUUGGGAAGAGAAAACACACUAUGCUUGAUGGCUAUCGACAAACUGGUGGUGAUCUCCCAUUUGAAGGCCCCAAGCCUCUGGAAGAGAUUCUGAAGCAGAAAAGAGGUGAAAUAGCUUCCUCAGGUAAUUAUAAAGACAAUGAUCAAAACGAAGAAGGAUCGCGGAAAAUGACAAAGAUUACUUCGACUGUGGAGGAUCAGCUUGCUCUUUCCUCCGCACCUGUUAAUGAGGACUCCAAGUCUGCAUCAGGCGAUAAUGGUGGAGCAGAAAAAUAUGGGUUAAGUGAUGCUAGAGAGCUUGAAGCUGAAGAUGGAAUGAUAGUUAUGGAUCGGUUAGAUGACCAAGAACAUGAAUCAUAUGAGCAGAGGGAUGGUGCGUCUGAUUACGAGCAAGUGGAUGGAGAAUAUUAUGAGGACUUAGACGAAGGUGAAAUUGGAGAAGCUGAAGAGGAAUACCCUGAUGAUGAAGAUGGAGACGAAUUUGCAAAGAAGAUGGGUGUCAUGUACUCUUGA
Molecule: messenger RNA, 2133 nt
Organism: Fraxinus pennsylvanica
Lineage: Eukaryota; Viridiplantae; Streptophyta; Magnoliopsida; Lamiales; Oleaceae
Source: the annotation of a GenBank genome assembly